Spodoptera litura is the source of this 1946-nucleotide messenger RNA. RefSeq lists its product as uncharacterized. Gene Ontology annotation, molecular function: zinc ion binding. Lineage: Eukaryota; Metazoa; Arthropoda; Insecta; Lepidoptera; Noctuidae. The record is from RefSeq and is a predicted model, not a curated record.
UGGGGAUGUUGAGAUUAAAAUUUAUGUCGCGGGCCACAUGAAAACAAGCUGCGGGCCUUUGUUUGGACAGCCCUGUUCAACGGUAAUGCGAUCACACGUCGACGUUUAGCGCUCUGAUUGGUCAGCUUCAUUUAACUAACCAAUCAGUGGGCAAAACGCGGUAACGUGUCGACCGAGGUAACGUUAAACCGGUAACGUGUUAAACAACUUGUUUAGGCCCUCUGAGUCUCGAUAACAAUUACAAUACGGUGUUUGACAACAUUCAAAAUACUCUACAAAAUAUAGAUAUUUUACGAGACAAUAGUCUAAAGAAUACCACUUCUACUUUAUUUUAACAAAAUAAUGUAUAUUAUUUACAUAUUUCACAAAAUAAAAAUGAAGUUUUUUUAAAUAAUUUCACGUGAAUCGAAACGCUCUGUGAUUGGUGGUAACACUCGUGACGUCACACGCCAGCGAACAGGUGUUUUGCGCUAUUGAUUGUCGUUGGAGUUUACUGUGUUUUGGCUGUAAUUUCUAUUUGUAAACUAUUUUCGAAGAAUUACUUGUUACUACUUGCUACUACGGACAUUGUUUAUAACUAGUGUUAUUAAUAUUAGUUUACCAUACUAAAAAUGGACGCAAAUUUUGUGCAAGCCGAUAGCAGCAACUUACCCAGGAUAGACGCUUUAAUGGUUGCACUUUUUUUUAAGAAUAACGCUGAUUAUUAUUCAUCUGAACUAAAAAAUGUGAAAACAGCAGUGUCUGCAAGGGAAUCUUAUGGUGACGACGCCAUUGGCUAUGUGCAAAUCAAACGGGAGCAAGGAGUUUGCACAAUGAAAUGCAAAAUAUGCCCAGAGCAUAAAGUUCGGUCAAAGGCAUAUAAUGUAACAAUGAUUAUCAAUGAAGAAGAUAGUGAAGUCAUUAGCUGCCAGUGCCUUGACUGUGCUGCUUCAGCUGGGGGAUGCAAGCAUUCAGUUGCUUUCCUGAUGUGGGUCCAUCGUCGCACUGAGGAACCUGCAUGUACUUCAGUAGAAUGCUACUGGAAAAAACCUAUUCUAUCGCGAGUAGGGACCACUAUGAAAUAUAUCACUGUUGAGCAGAUGUGUGAGAAAGCAGUGCCUCAUAGACCAAGUUCAUCUGAACUAUAUAAUGAAUUCAUUUCUGUGGCCAAAUCUAGAAAUAUAACCAAAUGUGAAUUACUUAAAUAUCAAAAUGAUUUUAAACAUAAAGAUGUCAUGCAGUAUUCAUUACACUGUUUUUUGAUGAAUCAAUCAGAGGAAACUAGUGCUGAUGUUGAUAAAUUUGUUGAAGUGAUGAAGACAAAUAUCACAGAGGCUGAAAUAAGUGCCAUAGAAGAAGCAACGAGAAAUCAAGAUAAAAGCAGUUUGUGGUAUGAGAUGCGUUAUGGCCGUAUCACAGCUUCAAAAGCAUAUCAAGUGAGUGUUUGCCGGACACCAGAAGGGUCAUUGAUUGCUACUGUGAUGGGUGCAAAAAUACCAGAUACGCUAGCAAUGAAAAGAGGAAGAACUUUAGAAAAGGCAGUCCGAAAGAAAGUUGCUUCCAUAUUGAACAAAAAAAUAAGUAUAUGUGGACUUUACGUAUGUAAUGAGAGUCCCAUGAUUGCAGCAUCUCCUGAUGGCCUAACAAAGGAUGCUGUUAUUGAAAUAAAAUGCCCUACUCAGGCUAAAACCAAAGAGAACUAUAUAAAAAAUGGAGUAAUUACAGAAAAAUUUAAUGCACAGGUGCAAUUACAAAUGCAUGCAACUAGCAUGAAAAAAUGCUAUUUCUGUGUUGCAGAUAGCAAAUUUGAAGAGAACCAAAAGGUGGAUAUUCUUUUAGUGCAUUAUGAUAGUGCUUAUACCCAUAAUUUACUGCAAAAGCUGGUUACUUUUUGGAAAAAUAAUGUUUAUCCAGUUUUGUACCGUAGCACUAGGGUGACAGAUUAAUAAAUAAAAAUGUUUUCUGUG